UCGCUCGUCAGUUGUUUUCGUUCUUUCCAGUUUGUUUUGUACACAAUUUACGAUUAAUAGGUGACAUCGUGACAAUAGUUUGUUUGUUCCUAGUGUUCUAGAUUCCUUAAACAGUUUCUUCAAAGCACCUAAGAAGUAAUUAUUCUUGGUUGUGCAACGUACUCUAAUUUGUUUUGGAUAAGUUAUUCGUUUUAACCAUGUAUCACAGUAGUACACAGCGAAAGUUUUGGACUUUCGCAAACGAAGAAGAACUUCAGUCUCAUCGGAGAACAGCUCGCCGGCGCUUUGUGCAGGAGCGAUUGGACCGCAAGGACUGUUCAGCUGUCAAGUCCCUCGCGAGCGAUACUCGACCUCACACUCCGGAUAACCCCGCUGUUGCAUCCAUGUUUCUUUCCAUUGAAGAAGAAGCUGAAUUAUGUCGAUUUUACCAAACGAUGCUGCGAGAUUUUUGUUCCAAAUUUAAACCGGAACUGCCACGCUCCACGAUUGCGACGGGAUUUGCUCUUUUCCAGCGUUCUUACGUUAACGAAAGCGUCAUGCGAUUGCAUCCUAAAUAUAUGAUGAUAACUUGCAUGUGGAUUGCAGUGAAAGCUGAUGAGUACCAUAUUACGAUGGAACAGUUUGUGGCUCAUCUGCGCGGUGAUCGACAGAAGGCGAUAGAUAUCAUUUUAAAUAACGAGCCGUACGUUAUGAAGCGACUUCAUUAUCAUUUAAUGGUACAUCUGCCGUACCGAGCUAUGGAGGGUUUCCUGAUCGACAUUAAAACCCGCUUCGGGGAAUUCUUUAAGAAGCCAGAUCGAAUGAGGCCUGGUGCUGACAAAUUUCUGGAAGGAUCUAUGUUUUCCGAUACUUUGUUAUUAUGGUCGCCGUCUCAAAUCGCUUUGGCGGCACUGUUCCAUGCUGCGGAAGAGCUGAAAGAGGAUCUUACUGAUUACGUUGAGAAAAUUCUAGUGCAGAAGCCUAUUGGUAAGCCAUUUGCGGAGUCUGGGGAUAGUAUGGACAAAGCGGAAGAAGCCAAAGAACAAGACGAUGCUGCCGCUGGGAGUCAAACAAGUAUUCACCUUUUGGCAGUGAUCGAUGCUAUCCGUCAUCACGUAAAGGAAUCGGCAAAAUUAGUACCGAACAAAGACCGAAUAAAGAAGAUUGAAGCGAAAUUAGAGGGUUGUCGGGAUCCUGCAUUUAAUCCCGAGACAGAGGAGUAUCAGAAGCGGAUAAAUGCCAUGAUGCAGUUACAGCUGGAGGCUGAUACUGGAUUUGACUGAAUAUUAGAGUGAAUUAGGUUUCCUGUCUGGGAUUUAAAUUUUUGUACUCGUAAUUAGUUCAUAACUUCGUAUUAAUGACCAUUUGCUUUCCGGUUGCUCAUUUGGGCUGAAAAUGUUUCUGAAGACGGAUCACAAGAGAAAUAACGAUCUCGCUAAUUAUUCAAUUUGGAGCCUAUUAUUAUUGUUGGCGCUAUCGCCUAUCUGCUAUUUGACAGAUAGUAUUAUGAUAUUCUGAACCUCGUCGUGGGUUAUACAAUUUUGAUGGGCUUUCUUUAUU
Messenger RNA from Paramacrobiotus metropolitanus, 1539 nucleotides. Its product is annotated as cyclin-H-like. Gene Ontology annotation, biological process: regulation of cyclin-dependent protein serine/threonine kinase activity; regulation of transcription by RNA polymerase II. Gene Ontology annotation, cellular component: transcription factor TFIIK complex; nucleus. Bases 198 to 1262 code for a protein of 354 amino acids. The record is from RefSeq and is a predicted model, not a curated record. Lineage: Eukaryota; Metazoa; Tardigrada; Eutardigrada; Parachela; Macrobiotidae. Gene Ontology annotation, molecular function: cyclin-dependent protein serine/threonine kinase regulator activity. The transcript has 2 exons.